Molecule: messenger RNA, 606 nt
Organism: Mycena indigotica
Lineage: Eukaryota; Fungi; Basidiomycota; Agaricomycetes; Agaricales; Mycenaceae
Exons: 5
Coding region: 1-606 (201 amino acids)
Source: RefSeq, a predicted model, not a curated record
AUGGCCGUCGUCGCAGACAGCGCCGGCUCGCAAACUGCUGCAGAGUGUCACAAUAAUCGUGGGACUGCCCCGGAAUGUGCCAGAACCCAAGAAGACGAACGGCCGUCUUCAAGGCUGUCUGGCGCGGCAACAGCAUGUCCCGAUCAGGAUAUUCGACUCCUUGUACUAUUAUGUGGCCACACAGAACCCUCGGACAGCCUGAGCCACCACCCACAAGCACUGCCCGUGCGCCGUUCUUCUUCUUCUACCCCCAUCUCGCCAAUGCCCACCGUUCGCAGCAUCAUCGUCGCAGCGGCGCACGACGACAAGCACCCUACGCUGGCCAAGAUCGGCUGGAUCAUUAGCUUCUCCAUCUUCGCAGCGUUCGUCCUCCUCGUUUUCUGCUGCGCGUGUGGCUGCUGCAGCUGCCGGUGCCGCCGGAGCCGCACGCGUCGUCAAACUAUCAUAUCGCCGUCAGCGACUGUGGCAACGCAGAACGACGCGCCCCCGCCGCGCUACCUCGCACCGCCGCCCUUGAAGUAUUCCACCACCGCUGUGGCCAAGGCCGAGUCUGCCCUUCCGUUGUACCCGCCCCCGGCAUAUCCCAGGCCCGAGCACCUGCGGUAG